Molecule: messenger RNA, 2729 nt
Organism: Spea bombifrons (plains spadefoot toad)
Lineage: Eukaryota; Metazoa; Chordata; Amphibia; Anura; Pelobatidae
Gene: DVL3
Product: dishevelled segment polarity protein 3
Exons: 15
Coding region: 211-2346 (711 amino acids)
Biological process (GO): intracellular signal transduction; canonical Wnt signaling pathway
Cellular component (GO): cytosol
Molecular function (GO): frizzled binding
Source: RefSeq, a predicted model, not a curated record
GACUAUCUCGUUACCAAACAUAGCUCACAUUCAAGCAUACGCUCCACACUCACCCCCACCCUUUAUUCCACCCUGUCAGCCUUUAUAGUUUGUGUACCUUCUCUGUGCCCAUGUACCCCUUUGUAUGACAACUAGAGGGGCUGGGCCCCUUCGUACUUCUGGAUCUAGUACCCCUUCCCUUAGUGCUCCCAUCUCCCCUACUGGACCACCAUGGGGGAGACCAAGGUUAUCUACCACCUGGAUGAGCAGGAGACCCCCUAUCUCGUCAAGCUGCCUGUACCCGCAGAACGUGUUACCCUGGGAGACUUUAAGAGCGUCCUUAACAAACCCAACUAUAAGUUCUUCUUCAAGUCCAUGGACGAUGACUUUGGAGUGGUCAAAGAAGAGAUUUCAGAUGACAAUGCAAGGCUCCCCUGUUUCAAUGGAAGAGUUGUGUGUUGGCUUGUCUCUGCGGAAGGCUCGCAGUCGGACGCAGGCUCUGUCUGCGCCGAUCUCCAGUCUGACUUGCCUCCACCGAUAGAGAGAACUGGAGGAAUUGGAGACUCGCGUCCACCCUCAUUUCACCCAAAUACCCGUGGCAGCCAGGAGAACCUAGACAAUGAGACGGAGACUGACUCAGUUGUGUCUGCACAGAGGGAACGACCAAGGAGAAAGGAGGUGUCAGAACAUGCCCCCCGGCUGAACGGUACGUCGAAGAUAGAGAGGCGCCGCGACACUGGAGGUUAUGAAAGCUCAUCCACCCUGAUGAGUAGUGAACUCGAGUCCACCAGCUUUUUUGACUCUGAUGAGGAUGAUUCCACUAGCAGGUUCAGUAACUCCACAGAGCAGAGCAGUGCAUCUCGUCUAAUGAGGAGACACAAGAGACGCAGAAGAAAACCUAAAGCCCCUCGGAUUGAACGGUCAUCUUCAUUCAGCAGCAUCACAGAUUCUACCAUGUCUUUGAACAUAAUCACAGUGACUCUGAAUAUGGAGAAAUACAACUUCCUGGGCAUCAGCAUUGUCGGGCAAAGCAAUGAGCGCGGUGAUGGCGGUAUCUACAUUGGGUCCAUCAUGAAAGGAGGAGCGGUGGCAGCUGAUGGAAGGAUUGAGCCAGGAGAUAUGUUGCUACAGGUAAAUGAUAUCAAUUUCGAGAACAUGACCAACGAUGAUGCAGUGAGAGUCCUAAGAGAGAUCGUGCACAAGCCAGGGCCCAUAACGCUGACUGUUGCCAAGUGCUGGGACCCCUCACCUCGUGGUUGUUUCACACUUCCCAGAAGUGAACCAAUAAGGCCCAUUGAUCCUGCUGCCUGGGUUUCACACACAGCAGCAAUGACUGGUACCUACCCAGCCUAUGGUAUGAGCCCCUCUAUGAGCACAAUCACAUCUACCAGCUCCUCCAUCACCAGCUCCAUUCCUGAGACAGAGCGCUUUGAUGAUUUUCAGCUGUCCAUUCACAGCGACAUGGUGACUAUUGUAAAAGCUAUGAGAUCUCCCGAAUCUGGCUUAGAAGUGCGGGACAGAAUGUGGCUGAAGAUAACCAUCCCCAAUGCUUUUAUUGGAUCUGAUGUAGUGGAUUGGCUCUAUCACCAUGUUGAAGGGUUCACAGACCGGCGAGAAGCUAGGAAAUAUGCUAGUAACCUCCUAAAGGCUGGAUACAUUCGGCACACCGUGAACAAAAUCACCUUCUCGGAGCAGUGUUACUACAUCUUUGGAGACUUGUGUGGCAACAUGGCAAAUCUUUCUUUGAAUGAACAUGAUGGCUCCAGUGGAACUUCUGAUCAGGAUACACUUGCUCCACUCCCGCAUCCUGGAACAGCACCCUGGCCCAUGACAUUUCCAUAUCAAUAUCCAUUGCCUCAUCCGUACAGUCCACAUCCAGCCUUUCCAGAACCUGGAUACAGCUAUGGAGGGGGCAGUGCUGGCAGUCAACACAGUGAAGGUAGCAGGAGUAGUGGCUCCAAUCGCAGCAGCACAGAGAAGAGAAAAGAGAGAGAAACCAAGGGAGGAGACUCAAAGUCUGGAGGCAGCGGAAGUGAAUCGGACCAUACAACACGAAGCAGCCUACGCAGAGAAAGGGCGGCCAGUGAACGGUCGGCACCGGCAAGUGAGCACAGCAUCAGGAGCCACCACUCCAUAGCACACAGCAUCCGGAGCCAUCACACACACCAGUCCUACGGUCUCCCAGGAGUCCCCCCUCUGUAUGCCUCCCCAAUGAUGAUGAUGCCAGCACCACCUCCAAACAUGGGGCCUCCAGGAGCCCCUCCAAGUCGUGAUCUAGCCUCCGUCCCACCAGAACUCACCGCUAGUAGACAGUCCUUCCGCAUGGCCAUGGGGAAUCCCAGUGAGUUCUUUGUGGAUGUUAUGUGAAAAAAAAAGUCCCUUUUUUUUUUUUAGCAGUUUGUGUUUUAACUGAAAGUCUUAUUAUUUGCGUCUUGAUACUAAGAAAAGAAACUGAAAGGCCAGCACGGUCCUGAUGAGCUGUGUGUGUGAUAUUCGCACGGACCUUCUCACUCGCCACUAAUACAUGCACCUAAUCUUUCCGAAUCUCGCUACAGACUGUGUGAUUGUGCAGGGGAGGAAGCAGGCCCCAUUAUUGCCUGGCUGCUUGGCUUUUGUAACCGUUUGAUUUUAACAAAUUAAUAAUGCAUCCGUUUGAAGCCAGAGAUACCAGUAGCGGACAACCAUUAAGCCAUUCCGUUUGUGCUUAACUUUUUAUAUAUAUAUAGUUAUACAUAAAUUUUCCCUCCCAA